Mucor velutinosus is the source of this 1449-nucleotide messenger RNA. RefSeq lists its product as uncharacterized. The record is from RefSeq and is a predicted model, not a curated record. Gene Ontology annotation, biological process: magnesium ion homeostasis. The transcript has 6 exons. Bases 1 to 1449 code for a protein of 482 amino acids. Lineage: Eukaryota; Fungi; Mucoromycota; Mucoromycetes; Mucorales; Mucoraceae.
AUGCUGCUAAAACCGUCUAUAUACUAUGGUUUGAUAUCACUAUUUGCUCAAUUGGCUUUGGCAGAAGAACAUGAAGAAGAAGAACAUGGAAUGGAUCCCAAGUCAGUGGAAUUCUGGGGCCAAAUCAUAGCUAUUUUCUUUCUAGUAGCUCUCAGUGGCAUUGUUGCAGGCCUUACGCUUGGCUUGAUGUCAUUGGAUACAACAAACCUAUCAAUUCUGGAAAUUGCAGGUACACCUCAGCAGCAAUAUUAUGCUUCUCGUAUCAUUCCUAUACGCAAAAAUGGACACAUUCUACUAGCAACCUUAUUAUUGACUAAUACCGUGCUGAAUGAGACAUUGCCCAUUUUGUUUGACGAUAUCUUUAGUAAAGGCUUCAUCUCUGUGAUUGUGUCCACCGCAUUGUUGGUUCUAUUUGCAGAGAUCAUACCGCAAGCUAUCUUUUCAAAGCAUGGUUUAGCCAUUGGCGCAAUGUUUGCAUUUCCCGUGAGGGUACUCAUUGCUCUUUGGUUUGUCAUUUCAUGGCCCAUCUCCAAGUUUUUGGACCAUCUUCUAGGAACACACACAGGGUUUACAUAUGGUAUUGCUGAAUUUGGAGCAUUGGUCAAACUCCAUGACAAGUCUAUCUAUGAUAAUGGUACCCUCAAACAUGAAACUGUCAAUAUGCUUCAAAAUGUACUGGACAUGCAAGAGAAACACAUUAGUCAAAUAGUGACGCCUACAAGCAACACGCUGAUGCUACAUAGCAGCACUAGUUUGAAUUCAUCUACUGUUUUGCAGUACUUGAGCAGCGGAUACUCUCACAUACUCGUGUAUAGCAAUGAUGAGAAAGAGCAAUUGGACACUAUUCAGGAUGACUACGAGAUCCUUGGCGUUCUAGAUCUUAGGUCAUUGCUUGAUUUAGAGCAAACCGUGUUUGAUGUGCCUAUUGGUAGCAUGAAGUUUCAGCCUUAUCUGACAGCCUCAUCGAGAACGCCCAUCAUUGAGGCAAUGAACAAGUUGCUUCAGGCCGAAAAUGAAACGGUUGUAUUGGUUUAUCAUACAGAGCAGGAUAUCGAGAUUGCCAAGCAAGAACAAGACGAGAACUUACGUGCUCUUGCAUCAAUUCAAGCGGGUGCAAUUAAAAAGCAUGCAAAGAGUAUCCGGUGUGCCAUUAGACGGUUAUUUGGAAGCACAUGCCCAGUAUGUCAGAAUCUCUCUAAUGCAUCGAUACCAGCCAUGGCCAUCGCUGUCAGUGGCAGUCAGAAGUUGGAGGAAGGCACCAUGCUGGAAAAUACUAAUAAUAGCACUACACCAACCAUGAUUGACACUGCAUUGGAAUCUGGUCUGUUGGGCAUCGUUACCACUGUCGAUAUUUUAAAUCAGUUGUCGUUUACUAGACAGCAUUUGAAUAUCCAACAUCAAGAUAGUGGCCACUUGAAUGCUCGCCAAAACGCUGCAAAGAUCGUAUAA